AUGGACGAGGACGAUUUAUUCGGAGCUUUUGAAGAGAGUGGGAGUGUUGAAAUUGUGCCAGCACCAGCACCAACGCCAGGAGAAGCCAGGGACAAAACGGACAAAAUGGCUUUGCUCGAUGAAAGACGUCGAGAAGAAGCACGUCAGCAGGCGGCAGCUUUAUUAAGUUCCAUGUUACAAGGAGACUGUGGUGAUACCAUUGAACCUGAGAAGAAAAAGGCUAGGGUGGAAGCCGAUGAUGUGCUGGAGCAAAUCCAGGAAACAUUUGAUAAGACGAUAACAGUUCAUACUAUUCGUACUGAUAAUGAAAAUUGCACCCACGAAGUAGCAUUACCACCGGACAUGCCAUUUGAACCACUCACUCCCAGGGAUUCUGCACCAGCGAAAAGCUAUCCUUUUCAACUAGACGCGUUCCAGCGUGAAGCUAUUACUUGCAUCGAGAACAGUCAGUCUGUUUUAGUGUCUGCCCACACGUCGGCUGGAAAAACUGUGGUUGCUCUAUAUGCAAUUGCCCAAUGUCUUCGGGAUAAGCAACGUGUGAUUUACACUUCACCAAUCAAGGCGUUGUCAAAUCAGAAAUUCAGAGAACUCGAAGAAGAGUUCGGUGACGUCGGUCUGAUGACAGGAGAUGUCACCCUAAAUCCGGAUGCGUCCUGUCUUGUGAUGACUACUGAAAUCCUUCGGUCUAUGCUCUAUAGAGGUUCUGAAGUAAUGAGAGAGGUAGGAUGGGUCGUUUUCGACGAAAUCCAUUACAUGCGAGAUAAAGAGCGUGGUGUUGUUUGGGAAGAAACCAUAAUUUUAUUGCCGGAUAAUGUACACCACGUGUUCCUCUCUGCGACUAUUCCUAAUGCUCGACAAUUUGCACAAUGGGUAUGUUGGUUGCACAGACAACCUGUACAUGUAGUUUACACGGAUUAUCGUCCUACCCCUCUUCAACAUUUCAUUUUUCCUGUUGGAGGCGAGGGUCUCUACGAGGUUGUGAAUAUACAGGGUCAAUUUCGUGAAGAUAAAUUUAUGCAAGCUAUGAGCGGGUUGGCCGGCUUGGGAGAUCAGGCUGCAGGUGGCAUUCAAAGAGGUCGUAAAGGAGGAAUGAAGACGGACUCCAAUGUGGUCAAGAUCAUUAGAACGAUCAAGGAACGCGAUAUGUUACCAUGCAUAAUAUUCUCGUUCAGCCGGAAGGAGUGUGAAGCAUACGCACUUUCACUCAAAGAUAUGGAUUUUAAUGACGAUGAAGAAAAGAAAUUGGUGCGUGAAAUAUACAACAGUGCUAUUGAUCUCCUUAGUGACGAGGAUAAAAAGUUACCCCAGAUAGGACAGAUUCUUCCUUUGUUACUUCGCGGAAUUGGGGUACAUCAUUCUGGUUUGCUACCCAUACUCAAAGAAACUGUCGAAAUACUAUUCGGAGAAGGAUUGCUGAAGACCUUGUUUGCAACUGAGACGUUUUCAAUGGGUUUAAACAUGCCUGCACGAACAGUUCUGUUCACAUCGGCCCGGAAGUUUGAUGGUGCUGACAACAGAUGGAUCACUUCUGGAGAAUAUAUCCAAAUGUCAGGAAGAGCUGGUCGGCGUGGAAAAGACGAUCGAGGUCUUGUUAUAUUAAUGGUAGAUCAUAAGAUGAGCAGUGAAGAUGCUAAGCAGAUUAUAAAGGGAGCAACAGAUCCUUUAAAUUCCCAGUUUCGCCUUACAUACAAUAUGGUGCUGAAUCUACUACGAGUUGAAGGAGUGAAUCCUGAGUUCAUGUUGGAGCGCUCUUUUUAUCAAUUCCAGAACUACGAUGCUAUUCCUGAUCUUAAGCGAAAAGUGAGAGAGAAAGCUGCAGAAGUUGAAGCCAUGCGCAUAGAACAUGAGCGCGACAUAACCGCAUUUUUCGAUAUGGAAAAGCAGAUAGCAAACCUCCAAGCAACUAUCAGCAAAACCAUAUGUUUGCCAAAAUACUUAGUUCCGUUCCUGCACGCAGGUAGAAUGCUCCAUAUCGUGGCUGGGACUCGUGAUUUUGAUUGGGCCGUUCUAGUAAAUUUCCACAGGAAAACAAAUGUCGAUGAUAGCACUCAGAUGGUCUACAUUCUAGAUGUGUUUAUGGGUUUCAAAAGUGACAGUGCUGAUGAAAAUCACAGCUUAGCACAGUUGCAACCAAUUACUGAUGGUGCAUAUGCAAGCUGGGAUGUCAUUUCGAUGACUUUGGAUUGCGUGCAGGAAAUCAGUGCGGUUCGAUUAAAACUUCCUCCAAAACUUGACUCGAACACCAAAGGUGUAAUAGAGCACAUGAUUAAGAGUGUUAAACAAAGGUUCAGCAAGAUUCCUUUGUUGCAUCCUAUUAACGAUAUGCGAAUAAACGAACCUGCAUUUGUACAUGCAGUUGAGAAAGUCGCCGAGUUGGAACAGAGAAGUCAGGAGCAUCCGCUCCGGAAAAACAAAGAUUUCGAGUUAAUAAGAAAACAGUAUACGACCAAGGAUGAGAAGAAGCGAGAACUGAAACGGCUUGAAGCAGAACUGCGAAAAGCACAGUCAGUGCUUCAACUGGAUGAAUUGGCUCAGAGGAAACGCCUUCUUCGUCGUCUUGAGUAUUCCGAUAAAUCGGACAUCAUAACUGAAAAAGGACGUUGCGCUUGCGAGCUGUCUGCCGCAGACGAAUUGAUGUUAACGGAAAUGUUAUACGGUGGCGUAUUCACUGACCUUUCGCCUCCUCAGCUUGCAGCUCUCCUCUCUUGUUUUGUAUUCCAGGAGAACGCAAAAUCGCCCAAAUUGGCCGACGAGUUAUCCGGUUGCCUACGAAAACUGCAUGAAUAUGCCCGUCGAAUUGCAAAGCUGUCGAUCGAAUGCAAACUCGAUGUCAUAGAAGAUAAGUAUGUGGAGUCUUUUAAACCAGGAAUGAUGGACGUUGUCUUCCAAUGGGUGAAUGGUUCUUCCUUCUCAGAGGUGAUGAAGAACACUGAUAUUUUUGAAGGUUCGAUUAUUCGCUGUUUACGACGACUGGAAGAAGUUUUAAGAGAAAUGGUUAACGCCGCAAAAUCAAUGCAAAACCAAACUCUUGAAGAAAAGUUCGAAGAGGCUCAUGUUGGCGCUGAACUCGAACCUUUUGAUGUCCCAUUACCGGAUCUGGAAAAGGAUGCAAAACCGAUAACUACAUUAAAUGAACAAUGCAAACGAUUUGUGAAUCACUACAGGUAUUACUGUCGAACGACUAAUAAAGCAGCAUAUAACGAGGAGAUUCGGAUAAUCUGCGAGCGAUAUCGAACGUAUUGUUCGGAUCGUGUUUAUCCUUCAGUGAACCAUAUCCGUCGCCAACUUGCCUACUGGAAGCACUCUGGUCUACCGGUGUUUGCGCAGAGGACAUUGACCAAAUGCUAUUCGCAAUGCAAAGAAACUGACCCGGUAUGUGUGAAUGCUUGUGAAUGUUUGCACUUACAAUGGGUCAUGGAUUACGAGUGUUAUCCGGGUGUUCGUGCUCCGGCAGGUCCGAAUUGUCAAAGGUGGUCGCAAAAGUGUCGAGGUGUGUGGAAACCGUUACCAGACUAUACGCCGGCUGAUUUCAACGUGUACGCGCCGCCACCACUCGUUCGCGGACAAUUUUACGGAUACGAUGCGUUAGGGAACUAUCGUACUUUCAACCGUCCACGAGAUCACGGUGUUUCCUUCUAUCGUGGAACAAACACAGUGUUGGUUGAUUGGCCAGAAGGCAAAGUUUCCGGUGCAAGCAAAGUUGAAGUGCCGGCGGUUGGUCUUGACAUCAUUUACAACGCCUACGACAUUGGAUUCCCGAAUCCUCAACGAGCAUUGCGUGAAUUUACGCGGGACAAUCCAGAUCCGUUGAAUCCGGGAACGGGAAGACGUCGAAGGGCGAUGACACUGCUCAGACGAACGUGA
Necator americanus (New World hookworm) is the source of this 3864-nucleotide messenger RNA. RefSeq lists its product as uncharacterized. Gene Ontology annotation, biological process: RNA catabolic process; maturation of 5.8S rRNA. Gene Ontology annotation, molecular function: ATP binding; RNA binding; RNA helicase activity. The record is from RefSeq and is a predicted model, not a curated record. Lineage: Eukaryota; Metazoa; Nematoda; Chromadorea; Rhabditida; Ancylostomatidae. Gene Ontology annotation, cellular component: nucleus. The transcript is spliced from 34 exons. Bases 1 to 3864 code for a protein of 1287 amino acids.